Carica papaya (papaya) is the source of this 1028-nucleotide messenger RNA. RefSeq names its product Plant-specific transcription factor YABBY family protein (gene INO). Lineage: Eukaryota; Viridiplantae; Streptophyta; Magnoliopsida; Brassicales; Caricaceae. Gene Ontology annotation, biological process: polarity specification of adaxial/abaxial axis; multicellular organism development; plant ovule development. Gene Ontology annotation, cellular component: nucleus. The record is from RefSeq and is a predicted model, not a curated record.
AUCUUUAUGACUAAGUUAUUUUAACACGUAUAAAUUCAGUCCUUGAGGCAAAAUACCCAACAUUAUCUGAAUAGGGUGGUCCUCUUUGUCUGCUUUCUGUCUCUCUAAAACGCACUAAAACACACACACACACACACACUCACACAUCAAGCACAGUAUUAUGUCAAAUCUAAACCAUCUCUUUGAUCUCCCCGAACAGAUUUGUUAUGUGCAGUGUGGCUUCUGCACAACUAUUUUGUUGGUAAGCGUACCGUGUAGCAGCUUGUCCACGGCGGUGACUGUGAGAUGUGGAUGCUGCACAAGCCUCCUCUCUGUCAACAUGAUGAAAUCUUCAUUUGUCCCACUUCAUCUUCUUCUAGCUUCUCUUAGCCGUGAUGGUGAGGGCAAAAAAGAAGCGAGUCCAAAGGACGGAGAUGGGUGCAGGAGGUUGGACAGGCAAAGCCCAUCCAUGUUAACUUCCUCAGACUAUGAAGAGGAAGAUGGAAUCCAUAUAAAUCAAAUAGUUAACAAACCCCCAGAGAAGAGACAAAGAGCUCCAUCAGCCUAUAACUGCUUCAUCAAGGAAGAGAUAAGAAGGCUUAAGGCUCACAAUCCAAACAUGACUCACAAGGAAGCCUUUAGCACUGCUGCCAAAAAUUGGGCUCAGUUCCCUCCAACCCAUUACAGAAAAGAUGUAGAGUGCGGUGAAAAUCAGGAUCCCAGCGAGACGACAUGGAACUCUGAUGCUCUUGAGGGCAGUACUGCUGGGUUCCGCGAAAGAAAAGCUCCAAGGAACUCCAUUUGGGCAAGAACACCUUUUGAUCAGUGAACAAGGAAGACUUACAAAUAUAAACUGUCAUAAGAGCUAGGACACCAGAAUCUUCUCUCUCUCUCCCAUUUAGGAAUUAGGGUUUUAGGGUACGUAGCCUUUAUGAGGGUAGAUGCUCUCUUGGGAAUGUGGUUUUCACUGCAAGCUGAUUUCUGACUGAAAACAGACUUCAAUUUUCUAGUGCGUGAUGUAUGAUUCAUAAAACAUAUAUAUAUAUAUA